CAUCUGAAUCCUAUCCGCCAUUCUAGCUUUUGGCUGCCUUUUUCCUGGUGACUUCCCUAAACCAAGCCUCUGGCUGAGUACGGCAGCGCUUUGGGGACACAACUAUUCCCUCUUCUUUGGGUUUCGCCUUGUACUUCUUCGUUUGAGGGCCAAUCUGGGGCGCCAAGUAUUAGUGGCUCCAUUGCGCUGCUGCCCGGGAGGUAGGAAGAGGCAGAGCCCCGCGCAGAGUUCGGGCCGACUGGGGCCUGGGCCCAGCGAGAAGCUGCCGCCGCCCGGAUGUUGCGAUGGCUGAUCGGGGGAGGCCGAGAACCCCAGGGACUGGCCGAGAAAUCUCCUUUACAGACAAUAGGUGAAGAACAAACCCAGAAUCCCUACACUGAACUGCUUGUACUGAAAGCUCAUCAUGACAUUGUACGCUUUCUGGUACAGCUAGAUGAAUACAGAUUUGCAUCUGCUGGUGAUGAUGGAAUUGUAGUUGUGUGGAAUGCCCAGACAGGAGAAAAACUUCUGGAACUUAAUGGACACACUCAGAAGAUAACAGCUAUUAUUACAUUUCCUUCCUUGGAAGAUUUUGAAGAAAAGAAUCAACUGCUCUUGACAGCCUCUGCUGAUAGAACAGUUAUUGUGUGGGACUGUGGGACUGGCAGGCAAGUUCGGAAAGUGUCGAGCUUCCAGUCUACCGUAAAGACCAGCCACCUUUCUGAUACAGGGAUCAGUGCUUUGAUUGAAAUACCUAAGAACUGUGUUGUGGCAGCAGUUGGCAAAGAGCUGAUAAUUUUCAGGCUGGUAGCACCCACAGGAGAAUCGCUAGAAUGGGAUAUUCUUGAAAUGAAACGCCUCCUCGAUCACCAGGAUAAUAUUCUCUCAUUGGUUAAUGUCAAUGAUGCGAGUUUUGUCACUGGCUCCCAUGUUGGAGAAAUGAUCCUCUGGAAUACUCUGGACUGGACGGUGCAGGCCCGUGAAUGCAACUUCUGGGACCCGUCUCCACAGCUGGACACCCAGCAAGAGAUAAAACUCUGUCAAAAACCAAAUGACAUAUCUAUUCAUCACUUCACAUGGGAUGAAGAGAAUGUAUUUGCUGCAGUUGGAAGAGGUUUAUAUGUGUAUAACCUUCAAAUGAAGCGCGUGAUUGCUUGCCAGAAGACCGCGCAUGACUCCAGCGUCCUGCACAUUGCGAGACUUCCAAACAGGCAGUUAAUCUCGUGCUCGGAAGAUGGCAGUGUACGCAUUUGGGAGUUAAGAGAAAAACAGCAGCUUGCGGCUGAACCUGCACCAACAGGUUUUUUUAACAUGUGGGGAUUUGGAAGAGUAAACAAACAAGCCAGCCAUCCUGUUAAAAAGCAACAGGAAAAUGCCACUCCGUGUUCAUUGGAGCUUAUUGGAGAUUUGAUUGGACACUCCUCAUCUGUGGAGAUGUUUCUGUACUUUGAAGAUCACGGACUAGUGACGUGCUCUGCUGAUCAUCUCAUUAUUUUGUGGAAAAACGGAGAAAGAGAAUCUGGAUUGCGCAGUUUAAAAUUAUUUCAAAAAUUAGAGGAGAAUGGUGACUUAUAUCUCCCUGUCUAGUUGGAGGAAUUUGGAACACUUGUGCAUGAACCUUGAGCAUCAAAUAUAGGGUAACACUCAGAUUUGUGUUGUAUUAUUUUUUAGAAAUCUCCAUACCCAGUGUGGGGCCUGAACUCAGAACCCGGAGAUCACGAGUCGUGUGCCCCUAUAAUGUAUUGCUUUUUCUUGUGUAUUCUAUUUGAGGUUUUAGGGGGUUUUUUUUGGUGGUGGGCUUGCUAUCUAGUUGCUUCUCAAGUAUUAGUACAUUCACCAAAGAAUAUACUGCAAGUUUUUUAACUUUUCACGUAGCAAUAACCUGAAACCACUAAAGAAGUGAGUCUAAUUUCAGCAGUGAAUUUUCAGAAAAUAUUCAAGUCAGAGCACAAAUAUUAGUUGCUACAGAACUAAAUGAUACCACAGCAUCCAUAUAGAAAAAUUUUACUUAGGCUUAAAAAAAUUCUAUGCCAGAAAUUGUAGGAGCUUAUGUUUAACAAGAAAAGUCCUCAGAACUCUCACUCCCUUCAUCUGGUAUAGUGUUGUUGCUUCUACAUUCUUACGACCAAAAAUUUAAUAUUUUUUAGAUCUUUGUGCAUUUUGAAAUACCUGCCUUAGUUGUCGAAAUGAAUAUUGUAACUAAUGAAAACCCUCGGCAGAACAGGUGGGAUGUAGCACAUCUUGAAUUUAAACCUUGAAAUCUCCAGAAAACUGUUUGAAGACUGCACUUUGUGCUGCUAUUGAAGUGGGGAGUCCUGGGCUGGAGCGUCUUCAUUUGAACCUAUACCCUGUGAGGAGGAGGAAACAGAACUGCAACAUUGUGGCAUUCAUGAGAAGUUUCUUAUUCUUUGGAUUUCCUAAGGGCCUGUUAACUUCAGAAUCUGUGUGAUAAAUAUAUCUUUUCCCCUACAAAUUCCCAGGUCUUUAGAGCACACUUUGUUGGUGGUGCCAAAUAAUUAAUUUAAGCCCUUGUUGUUUUAGUGUAGCUUCUACAAUUCCUGUAAACUCAGAUCAGCAGCAGUCUUACCAAGACGUAUCCCCCUGCUGUGUGAACUGGCCGAACAGCUGUUAGCUAGCCCGCACGUGCCCCGCACCUCCGCCAGAGACGACAGCCCGGUCAGUAACGACUUCUGUCCCAGGCCGUCCGCCUCAGAGAGGAAAUGCUUGAGAAGGCCUUCCCUGGUGUAAUUACUUGCAGUGACCACUCAGAUUUAAUCAUCUUCCUCCCCGCACUGGCCUUAAAACAGGGUACUAAAGAAUAAAAAGAAAAGUGAGUGACCCUUCCUUUUUGCUGACUCUCCUCAGCGGAAUCAUUAUAAACUGUUGUUUUUAUCAGUUUUACCUUUGAAUGUUGCUUCCCCAACCAUCCACAGACGGCAAGAACUCAAGUCAUCUAUGCCAGACCGAUGCCCUCAUGUUAGGAAUGAGGAAAAGGAGACCCACUCAGGUAAGGCCUUGCCAUUAGCCCUCCUUCCAGUAUCGUCAUUGAGUGGCUUUAAAAGCAGAAAUCUAAGAGGACUGGAAUAAGAGAGAUCCGUUUACAGGACUACCACUUAGGUAAAGCCAAGUGACACGACUACUUUUAAUUCACAAUGAAAAUAGCUUUAUGGAAAAAGAUAUUAAUUUGCAUUAUCUCAAUUAAAGAUUUGAAUAGGAAAAUUUGUCAUGGUGGCAUAUUUGAGGAGUCACAGCCAACUUUCUAAUUUUUCAUCCUAAAACUGGAGCAUGUGUAAACCCGGCAGACAUGCAUUCUAGUCUUAACACGUUGUUGAUCACUUAAGGGAAUCAAGUAAGUCCACCUAACUAGCGAGCUUUUUCUUUUGGAGUUCUACAUGAGGUUUUGAGUUUCUCAGGUUAUUUUCUUGAGUUGUAGAAGACCUCUUUAGUGAAUUAUACAGGGAAUUCAUAGAAUUGCCAUAGAGUGAAGGAAACCUUCAACUCAGAAAGACAGGAGGUCAGAGUAGGUAGGGCCCCAGACUGCUGCUAAAAAGUGGAACUGUUAACAGUUCUGUACUGUGCCUUAUUACCACAUGGUCUGGCUGUAGUCACAUCAUACAAGCAAGAGCCUCAAUUUCUGGGGAAUUGUAUUAUUCCUUUCUCAGCUUGAGGCUUGUCCUUUGCCCCCAAGACUAACCAGUUCUGAUUGGGACAGCAUGCGAAUUUUAUAAAAUAAAAUUGGAAGUAAAGAAUGACUUUAUGAUUAGUUAAGGAGUGGUACUAAGGGACUUCAAAUCAAUAUGGCUCCCUUCCAUCCAGAAUGUUUCAAUACUAGAGUAUAAAGUAUACUAAAGACUGAAUUCACUACCUGGGGGAAUGCCAUAGUUAGUUAGCAAUUCAGAAGAUUGCACCACAAUAGAUUACACUGAUAAAGAGCAUAGCUGUGUUAAAGCUCUGGUACCUGGUCGUUUUAGAGGACUGAGUAGUUAUGACAUUACUUUAACACUAUACGGUGCCAGCUGUAACAUUCAUAUAGAAAAUGUCAGACAUCUGAUAAAUGUUACUGACCAAAUGGAAGUGAGAGCAACGUGUUGAGGAAAACACUGUCCUUGCCUCAAGCAAGCCUCUGAAGCCUAGGCCAGUUCCAAUGGGAUUUUGACCUCCUAAACUUAAUGCGUCUGAAAAUAAAGUGUGUGAUUCAUGAAAUAAAGGACACUCAAGUGAAAUUUUGAAGUAAAAGUUUAGGCCAAAGACAUGAAAUAAAAACAGCUGUUAGGGAUGAAAAAUGGCUGUAAGAAUUUAGUUACAAGUACUUCACAAAAACAUUUUCAUCACAUUUACUUAAUGCAGCAUUACAACACAAAGCGGGCUGCUGUCCGGACCAAGCACAUUCGCUUAUCAUCUAACAAAAAUAAUUUAGAUAUAUUUCUUUGCAGAGAAUUGUCAUAGAGGCUUUCAUUUUUUGGUACAAAACAUAGAAAAAAACAUUGGCACAUUAUGUAGUGAUGUCAUUUUCUUCCCAUGUUCGAGUUUCCAGUGCUCUGCAUUCCAAUUUGGUCUGUUUAUACGUCUUAAAAAUGCAGCAUGGAGGACAGAGGAUUUGAAAGGAAAAUGGAACUAUUUUGUUUAUGGAGUUUCUGCUAUUUACAAUACACAGAGAAGGGGUGGUUGGUGAAAGAGAAAGGAAAAUCUCAAGUCUGACUAUGGCGAUCACAGAAAGUUUUCAAAAGAGCUGUAGAAAAAUAUGCACUUGUGCUUUCGAAGCUUUUAGCAGACAGUUAAUAGCUUAAAAUAGUAUUUACUGCUUCCUGAUAUAUUUACACAUCUUGCAGUCUUUUACAUCAUGAAAGCAAAAUGGCAAGGUCUCAAAUGUAGAUUAAAAACAUCUAAACUUCCCGUCCCUGCCCGCAUAGAUUAUGUAGAGAUGGCACACGGCAUAACAUACUGCAUGAACUUGCACCCAGGAAAUUCAGAUUGCUUUAAUAAAAAUUUUAAACCGUAAAUGUAUAUAAAUUUUCUUUUUUUAAAAAACUUACCCAAGGGCUUUCAGGUUUAAUGGCUUUUAUAUAAUACCCCCGACACUGCCUCUGUAAACCGGAACACCCGGAAGCUCAUGGAUUCCCCCCCCCAGGUAAGGUGUGUCAGUCAGUCCCUUCCUUCCCCGCCGUAGAUGGCUUGCUGUUAGGAGAGAGGGCUGCCGGGCUGCCCCUUCCAGGCCAGAGAAGGCGCUCACCUGGCCCAGGCUGUGCUCUCCCUGGGUGUCACACGCUUGAUCAAAAGAAGUGCUUAGCCCCAGAGGCCGUGAAGCACACUAGUUUAUCAAUAAUUUGGUCCUAGUUGUUUUGCUCAUUUCAUAAGUACUUUUUUUCCUUAGGCGUCUUUAUGAAUCCUCCAGACUGGUGCUCUGAAAGCAAACCGUGAUGGUGACUUUUAUGGGGAGAGACGAGCUGCACACUAGGUAAGCUGUGUCAGCCAGGGAGAUGGGCUCACAGGCAGCGGACGUUUGCUGCUUGUAUCCUGCUAGUUACAGUAAGUGAGCUCCAUGGUUUGAUGAGGACACUAAGUGUUCGAAAGAAAAUACACUUUUCUUAACAGAACAUACCUUUCUAAAAAUGCAGUUUGAUUCAAAGUCAAAUAUUAAACACUAGCCCCUUAACCCACGCCUGUCCUUUUCAGCGUAAAGGAAAGCCUCUUUUAUUUACACACCACUGUGAUCCACAGUGCCCUUCGCAGAUCAAGAGGUCACCUUCUCUCUCCGGGGUUUAGCUGUCAGAGGGAAGCCUCAGACUUUUGCACUUGAGGUCAUCUAAUGUCUUCCAGUGCUUGUAGUUAGCAGCCAAAUGUUGCAUCAGAGCCGGCAGGUGGGCAAAGGCUGCAAGGACAUCAAAAGAAUCACAAGUUAGAUGCCAGGAACACUUACAAGGCCGGCGCUCUGUGAGACAGAUGGAGGCUGGGUCUCGGAAGAGAGGUGCCCGGGUCAGGCCUUAGGCGCCGCGAACAUACAAGCACCAGAAGGGGAAGCUGUUCACCAGUAGUUUCUGAAACACAAACGGGUCCCCUUAGUUUACAAAAUGUAUCAGGUCCAUUCUGAAUCAGAUUCUUGUGGUGGUCUUUCUGGAGUUUCCUCCGAUGAUACAGUAAAAUCGCUAUAAGCUUUGGAAACCUAUGCGUUCAAGAAGUGAAGACUUGUGGGUCCAGUUAUCAAACAUCCGUUGAGUUUUCUGGACUCCGAGGUUCUCUGUAAGGUGCUGGGGACGCACGAAGCGUGCAUGCACGCCCUCACACCUGGCGACCAACAGUGCACAUCGGCGUUUGGGCCCAGCCUGUGUACUGAGAGGUCAUCGCAGGAAGUAGAACAGAAUCCCCGGCGGGGGUAAAACACGGGUCUUACCGUCCCACGCAUCAAACAUGUCUGUCACGAAGUAGUCAAUGAAGGAGAUCUGGGACUUGGGGAUGCUGCAGGUGCUCCGGUCAAACACGGGCAUCACCACCGGCAGCCCCUGCCUCUUCUCUUCAUCGGUCUGCAAGACACAAGGACACACCCAGCGCUGGGGCGCGGGCACUGGCACGGUAGCCUCUAGCUUCUCAGAAUAACUCUGGAAAGGGGUCACCGUCCGAGCCUAUGAAGAAACAGGCUCCGCAAGGGCUGGAGGCUUAUAGAAGUCAACCCCCUUUGAGCCGUGUGACUGAAUUCGGGUCUUCUGAGUCUGAAGUCUCCUGUAUCACAGCCCUGCCUGAAGCAUUGAUCCCCGGGUUCUUAACCCCAUUUCCAAAGUGGUACCAGUAAUACUAAUACUAAAUACCCUAACUGACGUUACACUGAGUGUAAUGGGUAAAACUGUGCCUUAGCACAAGCUAAGCAGUAUGAAUUACUAAUCUUGAGGUUUUAACCUGAGUAUAUAUCCUCUUAAAAUUCUAUGUUUGACAAAAUGGAAACGUCACGUGAAGUCCUCGUACUGCAUACCAAAGUAUCAAUGGUUGUCUUGAGGAAAAGCAUUUACGCAACUGA
Suricata suricatta (meerkat) is the source of this 6985-nucleotide messenger RNA. It is a transcript of the gene WDR41, whose product is annotated as WD repeat domain 41. The record is from RefSeq and is a predicted model, not a curated record. The transcript is spliced from 13 exons. Gene Ontology annotation, cellular component: lysosomal membrane. Bases 277 to 1566 code for a protein of 429 amino acids. Gene Ontology annotation, biological process: regulation of autophagy. NCBI's taxonomy places the organism in Eukaryota, Metazoa, Chordata, Mammalia, Carnivora, Herpestidae. Gene Ontology annotation, molecular function: protein binding.